Molecule: messenger RNA, 1574 nt
Organism: Macaca mulatta (Rhesus monkey)
Lineage: Eukaryota; Metazoa; Chordata; Mammalia; Primates; Cercopithecidae
Gene: AADACL4
Product: arylacetamide deacetylase like 4
Cellular component (GO): membrane
Molecular function (GO): carboxylic ester hydrolase activity
Source: RefSeq, a predicted model, not a curated record
AUGGCUCUCCCAUGGCUAGUGCUACUCUUGGCAUUGCCCAUUUUUUUCCUGGGAGUCUUUGUCUGGGCUGUCUUUGAGCACUUCCUCACCACGGAUGUCCCUGCUACCUUGCAGCAUCCUGCCAAGUUGAGAUUCCUGCACUGCAUAUUCCUCUACCUGAUCACUUUGGGGAAUAUAUUUGAGAAGCUGGGAAUUUGCUCCAUGCCCAAAUUUAUCCGUUUUUUACAUGAUAGCGUGAGAAUUAAGAAGGACCCUGAACUUGUGGUGACCGACCUGCGUUUUGGGACGAUACCCGUGAGGCUGUUCCAGCCCAAGGCAGCAUCCUCCAGACCCCGGCGAGGCAUCAUCUUCUACCAUGGAGGGGGCACGGUAUUUGGGAGCCUGGAUUGUUACCAUGGCCUGUGCAAUUAUCUGGCCCGGGAGACUGACUCUGUACUUCUGAUGAUUGGGUACCGCAAGGUUCCUGACCACCAUUCCCCUGCCCUUUUCCAAGACUGCAUGAAUGCCUCCAUUCACUUCCUGAAGGCCCUGGAAACCUAUGGGGUGGACCCUUCCAGGGUUGUGGUCUGUGGAGACAGCGUCGGAGGUGCAGUGGUGGCUGCCAUCACCCAGGCUUUGGUGGGCAGAUCAGAUCUUCCCCAGAUUCGGGCUCAGGUUCUGAUUUACCCAUUUGUCCAGGCAUUCUGUCUGCAGUUGCCGUCCUAUCAGCAGAACCAGAACGUCCCAUUUCUUUCCCGGAAGUUCUUGGUGACUUCUGUGUGUAACUAUCUGGCCAUUGACCUCUCCUGGCGUGAUGCCAUCUUGAAUGGCACUUGUGUACCCCCAGAUGUCUGGAGGAAGUACGAGAAGUGGCUCAGCCCUGACAACAUCCCCAAGAAAUUUAAGAACAGAGGCUACCAACCCUGGUCUCCUGGCCCUUUUAAUGAAGCUGCCUAUUUAGAAGCCAAACAUAUGCUGGAUGUAGAAAAUUCACCCCUGAUAGCAGAUGAUGAGGUCAUUGCUCAACUGCCUGAGUCUUUCCUGGUGAGCUGUGAGAAUGACAUACUCCGUGAUGACAGCUUGCUCUAUAAGAAGCGCUUGGAGGACCAGGGAGUCCGCGUGACAUGGUACCACCUAGAGGAUGGUUUUCACGGAUCCGUUAUCUUUUUUGAUAAGAAGGCUCUCUUUUUCCCAUGCUCCCUGAAGAUUGUGAAUGCUGUAGUCAGUUAUGUAAAGGGCAUAUGAUGGUAACCCUGGGCCCCGAGGAGGCGGGGACAAGUAUGGACUCUACCAGAAACUGGGUGCUUUAGUGAGUUCUAUUUUAUUGACUAAAGAGGUGCUACAUCAAUGCUUGGGUCAGCUGGGAAGGGUGAGAAGUAAGCUAAGAGUCUUGCUUAGUAUUCAAGAACAUCCAAACUGUGUCUGUUUCCUUCCAGGACUAACAAUGUCCAGUGCUGGAUCUAGCAACAGUCUCUAACAUUCCCACUCAGGUGAAAUAAAUAUCAAAAGGAGAACAAAAUGCCUUUAAAAAUUUCUCAAAGCCCCAACAUAUAAGAUCUGUGCAGAAUAAAUGCCAACAACUGGUCAUACUAUCA